UAGAAUCUUCCCAACUCGUGGGAGAAAAACUAUACAAUGCCACUGUUGAUGUCAUUCACACAAUUCAGAGUCCUUGUACAGUGCAGAGCUUAGAGAGAGAUUUUAAAGACUACACCAACAAAUAAUAAUGCUACUAUAUGGUAAUGGGAAAUAAUGCUGGUUUGAGAAACGAUGGAACAGGCUGUUCUGGAGCUAAGAAUUUGGAAGACAACCAUGACCAUUUAAUGGCCUCAACACAAGGUUAUGGGAUGGUGCCUAUGCCCAUUGUUCAUUGUCCCCCCCAUAACCACAUAGCCUACCAGCCACCUUUCAUUUUUAAUCCAGAGGUGCUUGUGACUCCCAUGCCAACGCUUCAUCAGUUUAUACAGUCCCAAGUGCAUGCAUUGCCACAAAGCACAAUGGAUAGUAAAGAAGAACUCAUUGGAAAAUUGAUUUUUGUCAAGAUCACAUGGAACUAUGGUGGCAAUUCAGUAGGUCUUGUGGGGUCAUGGAGCAACUGGCAGACUAUGGAGUUCUUGGAACAUGCAGUAAAAAAUGCAACAGUAACCAUGGCGCUCCCAGUUGGAAUCCAUUACUACUGUUUUAUUGUCGAUGGAGUGUUGACAUACGCUUCAAACUUGGAUUGGAUCUGUGAUAAUUAUGGAGAUCACUAUAAUAUCUUAUAUUUACUGGAGGAUGUCCUUCAAGCGCCUGCAAAUGGUUUUGCAAAUCUGUCUGAUUUUGAAUCUCCUCCUUCCCCACCUUCAAGUUAUGACAACAAAUUUUUUACUGACAAAGAUUUUUAUUAUAGAACCAAAGAAGGUAACAUUUGCGAGAUUCAACCACCAGAACUACCCCCACAGCUAGAAGAAGCGAUAUUGGAUAUGCCAUCAUGCUCCUUUGAUGUUUACCAUUCUCUACCAAGGCCUCAAUUUUCACAAGUAAAUCAUCUAUACGGUCACAAAGAAAACGAAGAUCAGUAUGUGACAGUCAGCUCUACAGAGAGGUUUGCUGAUAAGUAUAUUACCACAAUAUUAUACAAGCCCGCCUUUAAAACCAAACCACCAUGAACUUUUCUUAUUUUUCCUUUAUAUAUUUCAAGAUUUAGAUUUAUUUAACAUCAGUGACUUUGGUUAGGAAAAAUUAUUUGGUCCUCCAACUGUUGGACAAAGUUCAAUUUAAUCCUUCAAUUAUUAAUUGUGUUAAUUUAGUUCCUCAACUUGUAAAAUCAAGUCAUUGUCAUCCUUGUGUUUCCCCUCCAUUUUAAUUUCAACAAAAUUAAUAGUUAAAAUUUGUUUGAUUUUGAAUUUGUUCAAUUUCCAUUUUAAUUUCAAUUAACCAUAUCCAUUAAUUUUAUUCUGAUUUAAAUGAGGAUGAGAUGUAAAGAUGAAAUUUAAUUGAUUUUGAAAGUUGAGGGAUGAAAUUAACACAAUUAAUACUUGGCUGGCCAUAUUGAACUUUACCCCAUGGUUAUAAGACUAAAUUAGUAAUUUGGCCUAACUAUUUUCAUUGAUUUAGGAUCAUAGAUUUAGUGGGCUGAGAAAAGAGUUAAGUAAAGAAAUAGGAUCUUUUGUUAUAUAACACAUUGGUGUAAUUGAUAUUCAUUUUUGGACAUAAUUAUAUGUUUUCUAAUUUCAUUUGUGAGCUUCCUAUUUAUGAGGAGACUUCCAAAAAACUUGUAAUAUGACUGCAUUUGCGAGAUUUCACUAGUGAGUAUAACCCAGGUGUAUAGUUUGGAAGUAUCUUCCGAUAGCCCAUUAUGUGGCAA
Messenger RNA from Quercus lobata, 1747 nucleotides. Its product is annotated as SNF1-related protein kinase regulatory subunit beta-2-like. Gene Ontology annotation, molecular function: protein binding. Bases 138 to 1049 code for a protein of 303 amino acids. NCBI's taxonomy places the organism in Eukaryota, Viridiplantae, Streptophyta, Magnoliopsida, Fagales, Fagaceae. The transcript is spliced from 5 exons. The record is from RefSeq and is a predicted model, not a curated record.